Messenger RNA from Polistes canadensis, 2370 nucleotides. RefSeq lists its product as uncharacterized. The coding region runs from base 1215 to 1766 and encodes 183 amino acids. Gene Ontology annotation, molecular function: nucleic acid binding. Lineage: Eukaryota; Metazoa; Arthropoda; Insecta; Hymenoptera; Vespidae. The transcript has 2 exons. The record is from RefSeq and is a predicted model, not a curated record.
UUACCGUCACGCCUCUAGUGGCGAAACUAAAUAACUAAAAAAACCCCACGUAUAUGAACAACCGCUGCUAUUCGCUCUCUUCCGUCCCAACCACCGAGCUGACAGCUUAUCAUUCUAGUACAAGCUCUAGUGUAACAACCAGAGAAGAAGGAGAAAAUCUUAUUGCCACCCAUCACCAUUCUUCUAGUAUGCACCAGCUACGUGUUUAACGUCGACUAGUUCUGUACACCACCAUCAUCGACCUCCUCAACCACAACCACCAGUUGUACAAGAACCAAAGAUGGAACAGAAUCUUGGUGAGCCAGAACCAGAGGAAUCGCCAAGUCCACACGGAUCUUCUUCUGAACCAAGAAUCGAAGAUUCUAUAUGUUACAGAUCACAAUCUGCAAUAUUUGUACGGUAUAUGAAUCAAGGCGAGAAUAAUUCAUGUACUAGGACAGAUUUUAUAUUUCAACCUGCGCCUACUUCUAAAUUAGGUAGAAAGAGAGCAAAAAGAUUAAAAAAUCAAGCAGAGAGAGAAAGAGAAGAACUCGAUAGAGUUGCUAAACAACAGGCUAAAAAAAAGAUAAUGAAUAAAGACUGAUUGGUUUUUUCUCACGGAAACUGACAGAGACUGAAAAAAGAUACAGCACUUACGACAGAGAACUUCUUGCCAUUUUCGCUAGUAUUAAACACUUCAAACACCUCUUAGAAGGACGACAAUUUACAAUAAGAACAGAUCACAGACUGCUAACUUACGCCUUCUCACAGAAACUAGAAAAAGCAACUUCACGACAACUAUGGCAGAAGUUUGUAUGGCCAAGCAUCAACAAAGAUACUAAUACUUAGUCAAAGGAAUGCAUACCAUGCCAACUUUCCAAAGUGCAACAACAUACAUGCAUUCCACCUCAACACAUUAACAUACUGGAUGAUCGAUUUAAACAUAUUCAUUUAGACAUCAUAGUACUACCUGAACACAAUAACUACAAAUACUGUUUGACCAUCAUUGACCGUUUCUCCAGAUGGCCUAUUGCGGUUCCAUUAAAGGACAUUACAGCAGACACCAUCAUUACUUCACUCUUCGACCACUGGAUCGCACACUAUAGCACGCCUACAACAAUAACAACUGAUCAAGGUUCACAAUUCGAGUCAUCCUUGUUUCAGGCUUUUACUAGAUUCAUUGGCUGUAAUAGACAACGAAAUUGGCUGUAAAAUACCACCCACAAUCAAAUGGUAUGAUCGAACGAUGGCAUCGCAUGCUUAAAUCUGCAUUAAUGUGUUCACCAAAACCUUGGACAGAAAUACUUUCUACAGCAUUACUUGGACUUCGUACCAGUUACAAGGAAGAUUUACAAGCCUCACCAGCGGAAAUGUUAUAUGGAACCAUUUUAUGCAUUCCAGGUGAAUUUUUCAUUAAUAAUGACUCUGCAGCUAAUCCACAGAUUUUUGUAGAAAAGCAUCGUGAAUACAUGAGAGGACUGAGACCGACAUCAACAGCUCACCAUAUUAAAUCAAGGAUAUUCAUUCCAAAAAACCUCUAUACUUGCAGUCAUGUAUUUAUUAGAUCCGAUCACGUUAAAGCACCGCUAGAACAACCUUAUCGAGGACUAUAUAAAAUUACAAGAAGAAAAUCAAAUACAAUUUUUGAACUAGAUAUAAAUGGUACGCUUAAGGACAUUAACAUCGACAGAUUGAAACCCGCUUAUUUAUCAAAAACGGAUGCAGAAAACGACGCUCAACCUACAGAAAUCAAUCCAAUACCUGAACACCACUGGACUGAACAAUAAACAUACCAACCAAAACAUACGUCAUGAAGAAAGUCUCUUUCAAUCUACCAUCUCAAGAGACUUGAGGGGGAGUAUUGUGGCCGUCACGCCAAAAUUUGGCGCCUCCGGCAUUCUUAACGUCACGCCUCUAGUGGCGAAACUAAAUAACUAAAAAAAACCCACUUAUAUCAACAACCGCUGCUAUUCGCUCUCUUCCAUCCCAACCACCGAGCGAGGCACGCUUAAUGACUAGCAGCGACUAAAAACGUGAACACUAGUCACUACUUCCUUUUUCCGUUUAAGAUUUUGUUAAGUUUGUUAUAUAUUUUGUAUAAGUUUGUUUUGAUACGUUUUAUAAUAAAAAUAUUCAUAUAAUAUUUUUCCCCAAUGAAUGAAUUAUUUUUGAAUAUUAUUGAACACGCUACAGUGUCGUCAAUACUAACACCAUCUAUAGUAAUAAACGAAAACGAUUUAAAUGAGAAGCGUAUGUAUGUAGUUCAAAUGGUAAUAUAAAAAAAAAUUAACAGAAGAAUAUUAACAAAGUACAAUGACCCAGUUCGAAGAAAAUUGUACAUAGAUCUUAUACUCUGAGCUUUUAGACAACAAUAAACACUUAAACGAUUAA